AUGGCAGAACCUGUCAAACUUUACGUUUAUGACCUUUCUCAAGGCAUGGCUCGGACCAUGUCCCUGCAGCUUACUGGUAAACAAAUAGACGGAAUUUGGCAUACGUCAGUAGUUGUUUAUGGGCAAGAAUUUUACUUUGGUCAAGGUAUCAUGACCUCCAUGCCAGGCACUACUAUGCAUGGACAACCGUUAGAGAUCAUCGACAUUGGCGAGACUUAUUUGCCUUUGGAGGUUGUGGUGGAAUAUAUAGACAGUCUCCGAUCGAUUUAUACAGCCGAGAAAUAUCACUUAUUAGAUUUCAAUUGCAAUACAUUCUCAAACGACUUGUGUCAAUUUUUAUGCGGACAAGUGAUUCCAGCUCAUAUCACAAGCCUACCUUCUGAUUUCCUGAAUACGACUUUUGGACAGUCGAUAUUACCUAUGAUUGAGAAUAUAUUUGGCCAAUCCAAACUGAGAUCAUCCCUAUCCACAACAGCAACAGCACAGCCACCAAUAACAGAUACAGCCGGCGCUUCCUCCCUUUUACAGGGUAUUUCAUCUGCAGCCACGUCUGCAGCACCCGUUCAAGCUGAUCCUGUUCAAAUAGCCAACUCAGCAUCUGUUGUGGACGGCUUCAUCCAGUCUUAUAAAGCGGUCAUUGUGUUUUUCACUUCAGCCACUUGUCCUCCAUGCAGAAUGAUUAAACCAGAUUUUGAAAAGCUCAUACGAGAUAAAAAUGAUCCUCAGCAGCAACAAAAGAAAAUCAAGAUUCUGGGCGUCAUUAUGGAUCUCUCCAUGUCUAUAGACGGCGCUAAAUAUGGUGUGCGAGCAACACCUACCUUUCAGCUAUUUUUAAACGGCAACAAAUUUUCAGAAUUUCGAGGUGCAAAUUAUGCAGAGUUGAAAAGUCAAGUAGACAUGCUAUUGUUUGAGGCUUAUCCACCGCAUCCCCACCGAAAAAUUUUGUUACGCUCUAUUGUGGACCAGCCUAAUGUACCCAUAUUAUAUACGCAGCCUGGAAAGUUGGACAUGAUCUACGGCAAAUUAAAGGAAUUCAUCAAGCAGACAGACAUACACUUGGACGAAGAUCAACAACGGAUUCUCGAUCAGUCAAAGCAGUUGUUGGAAGGCAAAUGUAAAGAGCUGGAUUUUAACCAAUGGACAUCAUUUGUUGAACAUCUAUUAUGCAAUCUCGCUCUGGAUAAACUGUUCCCACUUUUAGAUAUCUAUAGAUCUGUGCUUGUGAAUCGGGCUGUAUCAGAACUUUACGUCAAAGAGCGUAAGAACAAAACCCUAUUGACAGAUAUGAUUUUACUCCGAAUAUUUGAACUAGUGUCUUCAACAUCAUCCGCAACAACAAAGGAAGGUACAUUAUCUAAAGCAACGUGGCUAAUGAUCCUGAGAGUCGCUUGUAAUACGUUUGCAAACCCGAAACUAUCAACGACACAUUUUACAUCCAAACUUCCUGCAUCACAUCGUAAUGAGACCACUCAAAUGGUAGUGACGAGUCUCUUAGCAGAGGAUGCUCAAGUAAGACAAGCAGCUGCGUCUUUAGCGUAUAAUUGCUCUACUGUCAUCGCGUUAGAAAGAUUGAAAAAGGAAGAAGGGUCCUUUACUGGUAUGGCAGAACAGGAAGAUGAUGAAUGGGAAGUAGAACUCUGCAGUGCAAUUAUUGAUGCUUUGAUGAAAGAAAGUGACGAGGAAAUUAUUCAUCGCUUAUUAGCUGCCCUUGGAAAAUUCCUCUUUUUGGCACCCCAGAAUGAUUCGUCACUAUGUGAUUUACUUUCAACUCUAGAUAUAAAGCGUAUCAUCGAAGAAAAGAAGACCUCGAAGUUAAUUGUAUCAUCCAAAGUGGUAGCACUGGCAAGGGAUUUGUGUGAAUUACUGAACCAGCAAAGCAAAAAUUAG
Molecule: messenger RNA, 1887 nt
Organism: Mycotypha africana
Lineage: Eukaryota; Fungi; Mucoromycota; Mucoromycetes; Mucorales; Mycotyphaceae
Product: PPPDE putative peptidase domain-containing protein
Exons: 8
Coding region: 1-1887 (628 amino acids)
Biological process (GO): protein modification by small protein removal
Molecular function (GO): peptidase activity
Source: RefSeq, a predicted model, not a curated record